AUGGUCGCUGUGAUUUCUGUACGUAUAAAACUGAGUUGUGUCAGUGACAAGGACCAGGGGGCUGAACUGACAAGCAUCCUCACACAGAAUCUGUCCUACUGGGGAGUGACCAUCAUGGACAAUCAAACAAUCCAAUACUGCUUUCCGAACAACAAUUUGUCUUGUACCAGAAGUGUCCGACCUGAAGCAGAGUACAUUAUUGUGUACAUUUUCAUCGCUGUAACAUCAGUGUUCACCGUGUUUCUGAACCUGUUGGUGAUCAUCUCCAUCUCACACUUCAAGCAGCUCCACACUCCCACCAAUGUGCUGAUCUUCUCUCUGGCAGUGGCUGAUCUGAUCGCAGGACUGAUUCUCAUGCCAGUGCAGGGAAUGAAACUGAUUGAGCCAUGCUGGUACUUUGGACAAAUAUUUUGCUCAAUAUUUCCUCUUAUUCUUUAUGUGGUUGUUGUGGCAUCUCUUGGCAAUAUGAUUAUUAUAUCUGUGGAUCGAUUCAUUGCUGUGACUGACCCUUUGCGAUAUCUGAUAAGAGUCAAUAAUAACAGAGCUGUUGUUGCUAUUGUUGUGAACUGGUUAUUCUCCUUCUUUUAUUCGUUUUAUCUGUUGUAUGAGUUUUUACUAUAUCCAGAGAGGAACCACACAUGUAUUGGAGAAUGCAUACUUGUUGUUACAUUGGAAAAUCUUCUAAUAGAUGCUUUUGUUUGUUUAGCAGCACCUUGUUGUAUAAUUAUUCCUUUAUAUGUGAAAAUCUGCUUUGUAGCAAAACGGCAAGCUAAGCAUUUAAAUUCAGUCACAGAAAAGAAGGCCAAAUCAGAAAAAAAGGCUGCAAGAACCUUAGGUAUUGUAGUACUGGUUUAUCUUCUUUUUUGGACACCGUACUAUAUAGUUACUCUUUCUUUUGGGCAUGACGAAAAUGACACUCUUAUAAUUAACGUAAUGUAUUGGAUGUUAUGCAUGAAUUCCUGUAUGAAUCCACUUAUAUAUGCAAUGUUUUAUCAAUGGUUCAGAGUGUCGGCAAAAUACAUUUUGACACUGAAAAUAUGUGAACCUUCAUCAGCAUACUUCAAUCUGUUCCCAGAAGAGAAAUGAUCACUCUCGCAUGAAGCACAAAUGUAAUUUCCAUCUGUCUAUGAAUGGAAUAUUUAGGGUUCUUGUGUUAAACACUUCCUUAUCAAACAUUAGAUGACACCAGAAUCUGUGCAACACCAAUGUUUGUGAAUAGUUUAAAUAUUCUGCCUAUUAUGUAUGUAUAUUGAGAACAUGUGUGAGUAACAGUGAGUAAC
This is a messenger RNA of Pimephales promelas (fathead minnow), 1280 nucleotides long. RefSeq names its product trace amine-associated receptor 7c-like. Gene Ontology annotation, cellular component: membrane. Gene Ontology annotation, biological process: G protein-coupled receptor signaling pathway. The record is from RefSeq and is a predicted model, not a curated record. Gene Ontology annotation, molecular function: trace-amine receptor activity. NCBI's taxonomy places the organism in Eukaryota, Metazoa, Chordata, Actinopteri, Cypriniformes, Leuciscidae.